CUGCCCAUGUGGGCACUUCCAAAUAAAACUCCAGAAUCGAUGCCUCAAAUACAUUGGAUGUUCACUAAACAACACAGAUAUGAACAAAACAAAUACACCCACAAAGGAAAACCAGAAGACUCAAUCUUUGUUAUAAAACACAACUUCUCUCUUUUUAGAGUCUCUCUGUCUCUUGUCUUCUUCCUUUUAACUUUUUUCUUUUUAAUCUUUUGUAAUCACUUGUCUGAAAAGGACAUGGAUCGUGUAAGUUCAAGUGAUUUACUUAUUGAUGAUCUUCUUGAAGAUUACUGGUUCUUUGAGAACUUAUUUACAAGGAGAUCAAGAGGCUUGAGGUAUUGUCACUCAGAUCCUUACCCUUCUUCUUCUGCUGAAACAAUGGGAGAUUCAGAUUCGGAGAAGGUUCUAGAAGCAUCUAUAAUCAGGGUACCUUCUUUAGAUAGUAGAGAAGGCGGAUCUCAGAUGAAACUGAAGAGCUCAGAAAAUAUUAGGGUUCAAGAACCGAGGCAAAUUGGCUCUUCCUUGGAGAAUAAGGAACCCGUGGUUCUUCCCAAAUCUGGAUCUCGUUCGGCUCCGGGGAAGAUUCAAGAAGCUUCCACAAAACGUGGGUUGAUCCGAGCUCCUUCUUUGCCGCCUCAGAUAGAAAAAAGAGAGGUGGACCGCGAGGCAAAGAAGAUGAUUAAUAAGCUGACAAGGCAGUUCUCCGAGAAGAUUAGGGUUCUAGAACCGACAACGUCUGGUGAGCGUUUCUUGCAGAAGAAGGAAACUAUGGUACGAGACAAAGGGAUUAGUGAAAGGAACAAAACAAGAAGUAGUAGUAGUAGUGUCAAGAUUUGUUUGCAAAGAACUCAAACGAUGCCGAAUAACAUGAGAAGAGAAGAAGAUAAUGAGGAGGAUGACGACUCAAGAAUGGGAUUCUUGAUCCGUGAAGCCCUCGCUAGCUCACAUAAUGUUCCAAAGGCCUCAAGCAAUCAAAGUCAGAGACCACCAAGAAGCUUGAGAUCAGCUGAAGACACUGUUAUGGUCAAACAAGGGAGCUCGAUCCCCAAAACGCUGCGUAAAACGUUAAGCAGCGUAGAGACAACCAAAGAGAUUCAGAGGCUGAAAGAUUAUGAAGACCAACUGGUCGAGCCACGUGUCGCAAGCGGACUGGCUACACCGCCUAGGGUUCCGAAAGAUUCAAGAAAAGAAAUGAAAGAUCAGAUCAAGUUCUGGGCUCGAGCUGUAGCUACUAAUGUCCGACAAGAGUGCUAGAUUUGUUUUACACUAAUUAACUGUGUUUCUUUUGUAACACUAUCCCGUACAGAUGAUUCUUAUCUUGAACUCUUUUGUGUUUUUUAUUUUUCAUGUCUUCUGAUCCCUCCUGAAAUAAUGAGAUUCCUCUGUUUAUGUGAUGAUGAUGUUCUUCUC
Molecule: messenger RNA, 1407 nt
Organism: Camelina sativa (false flax)
Lineage: Eukaryota; Viridiplantae; Streptophyta; Magnoliopsida; Brassicales; Brassicaceae
Source: RefSeq, a predicted model, not a curated record